Messenger RNA from Poecilia latipinna (sailfin molly), 2644 nucleotides. RefSeq names its product neuroblast differentiation-associated protein AHNAK. The record is from RefSeq and is a predicted model, not a curated record. The transcript is spliced from 6 exons. Gene Ontology annotation, cellular component: nucleus; cytoplasm. Gene Ontology annotation, biological process: regulation of RNA splicing. Bases 167 to 2644 code for a protein of 825 amino acids. Lineage: Eukaryota; Metazoa; Chordata; Actinopteri; Cyprinodontiformes; Poeciliidae.
UCCAGAUGAUUACAGGCAUUUAACAGGCCAGUUCCUCUCAUCCUAACAAAGCAGCAGUGAUACCUUGAAGAGUGGACAUCUCUGGCAGCGCUACGAGGGUGAGAUUUCUUUGAUUCUACUACAUUUUGUCGUUCAUUCCGUGACAUGAGGGCAUAAAUACAAAAAAAUGAGCGGGGAAAGCAAGAGUGCAAGCAUUUCAGGAAGCCUGGCUCUGGAUGGCUCCAGGGAAGGACUCUCCAUUAAAGGGAAUGCAGAUAACAGUAUCGCUGCAAAAAGUGACAAAAAACCAGAGGAGGAUAUUGUUGGAGCCACGAUAAAUCUAAGCAACCUUGACGAAAGUGAUGUGCGUACCAUCCUGGAGACCCUAAAGCCAUAUGAACACAAUAUGAAGGUUCUGACGAAAAAGGACCUGAGUGCUGGUGUUGGGCUUGACUCGUUUGGAUUGGGUCUCAAAAACUCUACAGAGGGGCUGUUAAAGUCAGAUCUUUCACUGGAUUCAUCUGCUGACCUGCCAACGAUUUCCUUCAACGGCCUUAGUGGAGGGCUAAAAGCUGAACAUGGAGUGGAUGGUAAAAUCACUGGCCCCACUAUCAACGGAGACCUCACCAAACUCAGCCUUAAUAAGCCAUCAGCCGAUGCUGGUGCUGCAGUCACAAUGCCGUCUAUAGGACUACCAGGAUCAGAUAUAAAAGCAGAUAUAGACGGCUCGCUUAAAACACCUGAUGUCAGUGUGUCAGCUCCACAAGUCAAGAUGCCAAAUGCAUCCUUGAAAGUUGAUAAACCAGAUUUGAAAUCAGGUGAAUACCAGGCCCCAAACAUCAAAUUGCCAAAACUCAAACUACCAAAACCAGAAAUGGAUGUUUCUGGUGACAUGGAUCUUCCAUCUGUAAGUGGAAAGGUAGAUGCACCAAAUCUCAACUUAUCAACUCCAAAGUCAAGUUUUAGUGGAGGGCUAAAUGCUGAACAUGGAGUGGAUGGUAAAAUAACUGGCCCCACUAUCAACGGAGACCUCCCCAAACUCAGCCUUAAUAAGCCAUCGGCCGAUGCUGAUGCUGCAGUCACAAUGCCGUCUAUAGGACUACCAGGAUCAGAAAUAAAAGCAGAUAUAGACGGCUCGCUUAAAACGCCUGAUGUCAGUGUGUCAGCUCCACAAGUCAAGAUACCAAAUGCAUCCUUGAAAGUUGAUAAACCAAAUUUGAAAUCAGGUGAAUACCAGGCCCCAAAGUUCAAAAUGCCAAACUUCAAAUUGCCAAAAACUGAACCAUCAAAAACAGAAAUGGAUGUUUCUGGUGAUGUGGGUCUUCCAUCUGUAAGUGGAAAGGUAGACGCACCAAAUCUCAAUUUAUCGACUCCAAAGUCACAUUUUAAUAAGCCAAACUUGGAAUUCAAUGAGCCAAAAGUAAAUUUGAAUGACCCUAAUCUAAAAUUAGAAGCCCCCAAUGCUGAUAUUGAGGCACCUUCAGGCAAAAUCAAAUGGCCACAUUUCAAAUUGAAAAGUGCCAAAGUUAAAGGACCAGAUACUGACCUAGAUGCUGAAAUGUCAGUGCCUGAUGCCAAUGUGCCCACGGCAAAGGUUGAUGGGGAUUUAGAUGUUGAUAUCAACUUUCCCAAAGCAGACAUCAAAGGCCCUGAGGUAGAUGUUGAUUCCCCGUCUGGUAAAAUCAACUGGCCCCACUUGAAGUGGAAGAAACCAAAAUUUCAUGGCUCAAAGGAUAAUUUGGAUAUAGAUGCAAAUAUUGAUCCUCCAGACGUUGACCUUUCUCUUCCAAAGGUGAAGGGGGGGCUGGAUCCCCCAGAUGUUGAUAUGAACCUGCCAAAGGCAGAUAUUAAAGGCCCAGACUUUGAUGUAGAAUCUACAUCUGGUAAAAUCAACUGGCCCCACUUGAAGUGGAAGAAACCAAAAUUUCAUGGCUCAAAGGAUAAUUUGGAUAUAGAUGCAAAUAUUGAUCCUCCAGACGUUGACCUUUCUCUUCCAAAGGUGAAGGGGGGGCUGGAUCCCCCAGAUGUUGAUAUGAACCUGCCAAAGGCAGAUAUUAAAGGCCCAGACUUUGAUGUAGAAUCUACAUCUGGUGAAAUCAACUGGCCUCAUUUGAAAUGGAAGAAACGUAAAGCUCGAGGCUUGGCAAUAGAUGGAGAUUUAAAUACACCGGAUGUAAAUCUCGUAUCUCCAAAAAUUGAGGGUGAUAUUAAUGUUCCCAAAGCUGAACUGAAUCUCCCCAAAGCUGAUCUCACAGCUCCAGAUGUUGAUCCUCCCUCAGGAAAAGUUAAUUGGCCUCAUCUGAAAUGGAAAAAAUCUAAAGUUCAUGGCCCAAAAGCUGAAGUGGACGCAGAUUGGAAGGCACCAGAUGUUAAUUUCUCAACUCCAAAGAUUGAUGGUAAAAUUAACUCACCAGACGUUGAUCUGAAUUUACCUAAAGCUGAGGUUGACAUUGAGAAACCAGAGAUGGACAUUGAUUCUCCAUCUGGAAAGAUCAAAUGGCCCACCUUUAAAAAGCCAAAGUGGGCAAUUUCUAAACCGAAGGUAAAUGGUCCUGAUGUUGAUUUAGAUGCUGAUCUCUCUAAUCCUGAUAUUGAUCUCUCAGCUCCCAAGAUUGAUGGUAAAAUACACACACCAGAUGUUGAUGUGAAUUUCAUUGAAAUAUAA